Molecule: messenger RNA, 1490 nt
Organism: Morus notabilis
Lineage: Eukaryota; Viridiplantae; Streptophyta; Magnoliopsida; Rosales; Moraceae
Product: succinate--CoA ligase [ADP-forming] subunit alpha, mitochondrial
Exons: 6
Coding region: 209-1219 (336 amino acids)
Biological process (GO): tricarboxylic acid cycle
Cellular component (GO): mitochondrion; succinate-CoA ligase complex (ADP-forming)
Molecular function (GO): succinate-CoA ligase (ADP-forming) activity; succinate-CoA ligase (GDP-forming) activity
Source: RefSeq, a predicted model, not a curated record
UCAAGAAGAGAAGCCCACUUCUCCUUUUCCUUUCUCCCCCGUUCCCUUCCCCCUGUGCCGAUUCUCUUCUCCUUGCCAUUCCUUUCCUUGUUAGAGUUAGAGCAGUAGGCGUGAGACAGAGAAGAAGGAGAAGAGGGCAGUUUUGAUUUGAUUUUGAUUUUGAUUUUGAUUUCUCUCUUGAUCUUCUCUCUGGUUGUCGUAAAAUAAAAUGGGUCGUCAGGCUCUGGGGAAGCUGAUCGGUUUGAUCGGCGCGUCGCGUAGUAGAUCUUUGAAUGCAAUUUCAAUGCAGAGCCUCCGUCAUUACGCGGCCGCUCCUCCGCCUCCGCCGGCGGUGUUUGUGGACAAGAACACCCGCGUCAUCUGCCAAGGCAUCACUGGAAAGAACGGCACUUUCCACACCGAGCAAGCCAUCGAGUAUGGCACCAAAAUGGUGGGAGGUGUCACCCCAAAGAAGGGCGGAACGGAACACUUGGGACUUCCGGUGUUCAACAGCGUUGCGGAAGCAAAAGCUGAGACCAAAGCUAAUGCCUCCGUCAUUUAUGUUCCUCCACCAUUUGCUGCUGCUGCUAUUAUGGAGGCUGUGGAAGCUGAGUUGGAUCUUGUUGUAUGCGUCACUGAAGGAAUCCCUCAGCACGAUAUGGUACGAGUGAAGGCUGCUCUUAACAGGCAAUCAAAAACUAGGGUGAUUGGCCCUAAUUGCCCUGGUAUUAUCAAGCCUGGAGAAUGCAAAAUCGGGAUCAUGCCUGGCUACAUCCACAAACCCGGUCGUGUAGAAAUCGUUUCACGAUCUGGGACUUUGACUUAUGAAGCCGUUUUCCAAACAACUGCUGUUGGCCUUGGACAAUCCACUUGUGUUGGAAUUGGAGGAGAUCCUUUCAAUGGGACAAACUUUGUAGAUUGUAUUGAUAGAUUCCUUGUAGAUCCUCAAACAGAAGGUAUUAUUCUUAUAGGAGAGAUAGGUGGAACUGCAGAAGAAGAUGCUGCUGCAUUGAUAAAGGAAAGCGGAACUGAGAAGCCUAUUGUCGCAUUUAUUGCUGGACUAACUGCUCCUCCUGGUCGUCGUAUGGGUCAUGCCGGAGCCAUCGUUUCGGGUGGAAAGGGUACGGCACAAGACAAAAUCAAGACUCUGAGAGAAGCUGGAGUGACGGUGGUGGAGUCUCCUGCGAAAAUUGGGUCUGCCAUGCUUGAUGUGUUCAAGCAGAGAGGCCUUGUGAGUUAAACAAGUUACGUUGGAUGAGCACCUUUCUUUUCUUCUUUCAAAGUAUUCAGCAACAAAAAACUCUCAUUCUCCAGCUUGAAUUUUCCAUAUAUUGAUCAUAUCUUUUUCCUUCAUCCUUCAGCUAAUAUUGUAGCACCCCAAAUCUGCUGUCAUUAGCCAAUAAUUUUGCGCAUCUGAUAUUUUGCAGCAUUAAAAUACUUUUGAUAUUUUUAUUUCGCUGUUUUAACAAGCGAAAUGCUUUGAUUUUAUGGGAAUUUUAUAUGGAUGAUCA